AUGUCCAUAUCGAGCUCGUCGCAGCAGGCGGCCCUCCGCCUGGCCUGCCGCCACCGCCGCCUCCUCCUCCCGCCCCGACUGCCGCCUCCUCACCCCCCUCGAGCGCCGCAACGACAAGCCCGCGCGGGCGUCGCCAGCCUCACGCCGCCGCACCAGGCCGCCGCCAUCUCGCGCCUGCAGACGAGCGUCGACCCGGCCUCGGACGACUUCCGCCACAACGAGCGCCAGAUGGCCGACGUCGUCGCCCGCAUGCAGGAGCUGGCGCGCGCCGCCCAGCGCGGCGGACCCGACAAGGCGCGCGACAAGCACCUCGCCCGCAACAAGAUGCUGCCCCGCGACCGUGUCGCCGCCCUCAUCGACCCGGGCACCACCUUUCUCGAGCUUUCCCCCAUGGCCGGCUACCAGCUGUACCCCGAGGCCGAUGUCCCCGCCGGCGGCAUCAUCACCGGCGUCGGCGUCGUCGAGGGCGUCACCUGCGUCAUUGUCGCCAACGAUAGUACCGUCAAGGGCGGCACAUACUAUCCCAUUACUGUCAAGAAGCACCUGCGCGCCCAGGCCGUUGCGCAGGAGAACAAGCUACCCUGCAUCUACCUCGUCGACUCGGGCGGCGCCAACCUCCCCCACCAGUCCGACGUCUUCCCCGACCAAAAUCACUUUGGUCGCAUCUUCUACAACCAGGCGCGCAUGUCGGCCGCCGGCAUCCCCCAGAUCUCGGUCGUUAUGGGCCCCUGCACCGCCGGCGGCGCCUACGUGCCCGCCAUGAGCGACGAGUCCAUCAUCGUCCAGGACCAGGGCCACAUCUUCCUCGCCGGCCCGCCCCUCGUCAAGGCCGCCACCGGCGAGGUCGUCUCCCCCGAGGACCUCGGCGGCGGCCGCAUGCACUCGUCCGUCUCGGGCGUCACCGACUACCUGGCCGUCGACGACGCGCACGCCAUCGUCCUUGCGAGGCGCUGCGUCUCCAACCUCAACUGGCCGACGACAACGAGGCAGAAGGCGACAGAGGCCGUCGACGUCGACGACGCGCCCCUCUACAACCCCGACGAGCUGCUCGGCAUCGCCUCCACGAACCUGCGCAAGCCCAUGCCCAUCCGCGAAAUCAUCGCCCGGAUCGUCGACGGCUCCCGCUUCUCCGAGUUCAAGCGCGACUUCGGCACCACGCUCGUCACCGGCUUCGCCUCCAUCCACGGCCACCGCGUCGGCAUCGUCGCAAACGACGGCAUCCUCUUCGCCUCGUCCUCGGUCAAGGGCGCCCACUUUGUCGAGCUCUGCACCCAGCGCGGCAUCCCCCUCGUCUUCCUCCAGAACAUUGCCGGCUUCAUGGUCGGCGCCGCCUCAGAGCGCGACGGCAUCGCAAAGCACGGCGCAAAGCUCGUCACCGCCGUCGCCUGCGCAGACGUCCCCAAGUUCACCGUCGUCGUCGGCGGCUCCUACGGCGCCGGCAACUACGGCAUGUGCGGCCGCGCCUACUCGCCGCGCUUCCUGUGGAUGUGGCCAAACGCCCGCAUCGGCGUCAUGGGCGGCGAGCAGCUCGCCGCCGUCAUGGAGACGGUCGGCCAAAAGGUCGAUCCCCAACUCAAGGCCCGCAUCGACCGCGAGAGCGACGCCACCUACUCGUCUGCUCGGCUCUGGGACGACGGCAUCAUACCCCCACAACACACCCGCCGCUACCUCGCCCUUGGCCUCGACGCCGCCAUGGGGGGACGCAACCAGGUAAAGCCGGGCGACACAAAGUAUGGUGUCUUCAGGAUGUAA
Messenger RNA from Hirsutella rhossiliensis, 1752 nucleotides. RefSeq names its product carboxyl transferase domain-containing protein. NCBI's taxonomy places the organism in Eukaryota, Fungi, Ascomycota, Sordariomycetes, Hypocreales, Ophiocordycipitaceae. The coding region runs from base 1 to 1752 and encodes 583 amino acids. The transcript has 3 exons. Gene Ontology annotation, biological process: L-leucine catabolic process. Gene Ontology annotation, molecular function: methylcrotonoyl-CoA carboxylase activity. The record is from RefSeq and is a predicted model, not a curated record. Gene Ontology annotation, cellular component: mitochondrion; methylcrotonoyl-CoA carboxylase complex.